Aspergillus puulaauensis is the source of this 612-nucleotide messenger RNA. RefSeq names its product Hsp90 cochaperone SBA1 (gene wos2). The transcript is spliced from 4 exons. NCBI's taxonomy places the organism in Eukaryota, Fungi, Ascomycota, Eurotiomycetes, Eurotiales, Aspergillaceae. Gene Ontology annotation, biological process: protein folding; chaperone-mediated protein complex assembly. Gene Ontology annotation, cellular component: nucleus; cytosol. The coding region runs from base 1 to 612 and encodes 203 amino acids. Gene Ontology annotation, molecular function: Hsp90 protein binding; protein-folding chaperone binding. The record is from RefSeq and is a predicted model, not a curated record.
AUGCCCGAGCUACCUCAACACACACCUGAAGUCACAUGGGCCCAGCGCUCCUCUGCGUCUGACCCCGAACGCAAUUACCUCUAUGUGAACAUCAAGGCUGCUGAUGUGCCCCGGUCCGAUGCGAAGCUCGACAUUACUGCCAAAAAUGUCACAUUCUCCGGUCCCUCCAGAAAGGGGGUAACAUACAAGGUCUCGCUUGAUCUGUAUGCCGAAAUUGAACCCGAGAACAGCAAGGUGAACCACAGCGACCGCGACGUUGAGCUUGUCCUGCGCAAGAAGGAACUGAAGGAGGAGUUCUGGCCCCGUCUCCUCGAGACUACCCAGAAGGUGCACUUCCUGAAGACAAACUUCGACAAGUGGGUGGAUGAGGACGAGCAGGACGAGGCACCGGAAGAUGACUAUGCCAACAACUUCGGCGGGUUUGACCCCAAUGAGCAGGGUGGCCUUGGCAACAUUGACUUCUCGAAACUUGGUGGUCUUCCCGGCGCCGGUGGCCCUGGCGGCGACUUCGGCGGCGAAGGAGAUGAGGAGGAUGAGGAAGAGAUGCCCGCGCUCGAGGAGGCUGACGACAAGGCCGGUGAGAAGUCUUCCAAGAUCCAGGAGGUCUCGUAA